Molecule: messenger RNA, 921 nt
Organism: Metarhizium robertsii ARSEF 23
Lineage: Eukaryota; Fungi; Ascomycota; Sordariomycetes; Hypocreales; Clavicipitaceae
Product: nucleoside-diphosphate-sugar epimerase family protein
Exons: 2
Coding region: 1-921 (306 amino acids)
Source: RefSeq, a predicted model, not a curated record
AUGUCGCGCGCGCUGCUGAUAACAGGAGCCACCGGCAAACAAGGCGGCAGCGUCAUCACGUCCCUGCUCGCGAAAAACGCCGACUUUCAAAUCCUCGCCGUCACAAGAGACACGACCUCGCCAGGAGCAAAGAAACUGGCUGCCGCGUCCCCCAAGGUCACACUUGUCCAAGGAAACCUAGACGACACCGAGGCCAUUUUCAAGAAUGCCAAAAAGGCAACCGAGGCACCCAUAUGGGGGGUCUUCAGCGUCCAGUUGGCCCCGAUGAACAAAUCCGGCCCCAGCAUCGAGGAGGCCCAGGGCAAGUCGCUCGUCGACUCGGCCAUCAAGCACGACGUGAAGCACUUUGUGUACACGUCCGUGGAUCGCCACGGCGCCAAGUCCAUCGACAACCCUACCGACGUCCCGCACUUCAAAAGCAAGCACAACAUCGAGCAUCAUCUCAUCGACAAGGCGCAAAACACCACCAUGUCCUGGACCAUCCUCAGGCCAGUCGCCUUCAUGGACAACUUUGCGCCGGGGUUCAUCGGCAAGCUUUUCGCAACGGCUUGGCGGGACGCGCUAAAGUCCCGCCCGCUCCAGCUCAUAGCGACCGAGGACAUUGGCGCCUUUGCCGCCAUGUCCUUCCUGGAGCCCGACAGGUUCGCAGGCAAGAGCAUCUCGCUGGCGGGGGAUGAGCUGUCGUUUGCGCAGAUGGAAAAGGUCUUUAGGGAAAAGGUGGGCGCCCCUCCGCCGACCACGUUUGGGUUCGUCGCGUGGCUUGUUUUGCGGCUCUCGGUCGAGCUGAGGACCAUGUUCAACUUCUUUGAGAAGGAGGGCUACGGCGCAGACAUUGCGGCUGUGAGGGAGAUGAACCCUGACGUCAAGGACUUUGGCCGCUGGCUGGAGGGGAGUGCGUUUGUCAAGUCGAAACGAGACUGA